Frankliniella occidentalis (western flower thrips) is the source of this 552-nucleotide messenger RNA. RefSeq lists its product as uncharacterized. The coding region runs from base 17 to 433 and encodes 138 amino acids. The record is from RefSeq and is a predicted model, not a curated record. The transcript has a single exon. Lineage: Eukaryota; Metazoa; Arthropoda; Insecta; Thysanoptera; Thripidae.
GGACGUGCAGCGCCUGAUGGCGCUCCCCUUCGUCCCCAUCCCGGAGCUGGACGCGACCUUCGACGCCGUGGUCGACGCGAUGGACGACCGGGUCGUGCCUCUGGCGACGACAAUGGAGAGCACCUACCUCCGGGGUGCUACCUUGCGCCGUCGCCGAGCAGUGCCUCCCCGCUUCCCUCCUGCGCUGUGGAACGUCCACCAGCAGGCCGUGGACGACCAAGCGAGGACCAACAACGUCGUGGAAGGCUGGCACUCCAAGUUCCAGAAGCUCCUCGUCGUGCACCACGCCAACAUCUGGAAGUUCCUGGACGAGGUGAUCGACGAGGAGCACGACUUCCGCCAGCUACUCGCCCAGCUGCGCGCGGGGCACAUCAACAUCAAGCAGCCGACCAACAAGAAGUGCCAACAAGAUGUGCCAGCGGCGACUGCAUAACCUGGCCAACAGCUUCGAAGACUACAAGGAGAGGGAUGAGGUCAUGCGCUACCUAGAGGCUGUUGCGUACAAUAUUAAAAUCCAUGAGUGACUUGGACAAUAAAGUAUGAACUACGUUG